This is a messenger RNA of Acomys russatus (golden spiny mouse), 1689 nucleotides long. It is a transcript of the gene Rrm2, whose product is annotated as ribonucleotide reductase regulatory subunit M2. Lineage: Eukaryota; Metazoa; Chordata; Mammalia; Rodentia; Muridae. The transcript has 9 exons. The record is from RefSeq and is a predicted model, not a curated record. Gene Ontology annotation, molecular function: ribonucleoside-diphosphate reductase activity, thioredoxin disulfide as acceptor. The coding region runs from base 402 to 1652 and encodes 416 amino acids. Gene Ontology annotation, biological process: deoxyribonucleotide biosynthetic process. Gene Ontology annotation, cellular component: cytosol.
UUAAGACACCCGGUGACGAGACUGGAAAUUGCGGGGCUUAGCAGUCCUGGCCGGGUCCCCCCGCACCCCGAUACUCGGGGCUCAAAGACAGUCAGGGCAACGUGUCCCAGAGGCCAGCAGCGUUUCUCCACCCUCGGCACCAACCUCGGCGGCAACGCCCCGCGCCCCUCGGUGCUCUCCGGUCGCCAAGCCUGUCGCAAGCCCAAACGGUUCCGGCCCCGCGAGCGCCCGCGCGCUCCAGGGCGGCGCAGACUCCAAGAAGGCCUUUGUGCGGAAGGCCCGAGGCGCAACUCAAAUCUCCCGCGCUUGGACGGCGGUGGGCGUGGCCAGGCGCGUCCAAUGGAAGCACAGACCACGCCCCCUCCGGAGCGCGCGGCUCGCCAGCCAUUUAAAGGGUGCGGAUGCUGGUAGCCGCCCGUGCACCGGAUUCCAGCUGCUGCACUCGCCGCCCACCGUCUCCGCCGCUGCUCGCGCUCGCCAUGCUCUCCGUCCGCGUCCCGCUCGCCACCAUCGCUGACCAGCAGCAGCUGCAGCUGUCGCCGGUGAAGCGACUCAGCCUGGCUGACAAGGAGAAUACGCCCCCGACCCUCAGCGGGACCCGCGUUCUGGCCAGCAAGGCUGCGAGGAGAAUCUUUCAGGACCCCGCCGAGCUGGAAAGUAAAGUACCCACUAACCCCAGCGUUGAGGAAGAGCCGUUACUGAGGGAAAAUCCCCGCCGAUUCGUUGUCUUUCCCAUUGAGUACCAUGAUAUCUGGCAGAUGUACAAGAAAGCCGAGGCCUCCUUCUGGACGGCGGAGGAGGUGGAUCUUUCCAAGGAUAUUCAGCACUGGGAAGCUCUGAAACCUGAUGAGAGACAUUUUAUAUCUCACGUUCUGGCUUUCUUUGCAGCAAGUGAUGGCAUAGUCAAUGAAAACUUGGUGGAGCGAUUUAGCCAAGAAGUUCAAGUCACAGAGGCCCGCUGUUUCUAUGGCUUCCAAAUUGCCAUGGAAAACAUACACUCUGAAAUGUACAGUCUCCUCAUUGACACUUACAUUAAAGAUUCCAAAGAAAGAGAGUAUCUCUUCAAUGCUAUUGAAACAAUGCCUUGUGUGAAGAAGAAGGCAGACUGGGCCUUGCGUUGGAUUGGGGACAAAGAGGCUACAUACGGAGAACGUGUUGUGGCCUUUGCUGCUGUGGAAGGAAUCUUCUUCUCGGGCUCUUUUGCAUCCAUAUUCUGGCUCAAAAAACGAGGACUGAUGCCCGGCCUUACAUUUUCCAAUGAGCUUAUUAGCAGGGAUGAGGGUUUACACUGUGACUUUGCUUGCCUGAUGUUCAAGCACUUGGUCCACAAGCCGUCGGAGCAGAGAGUGAGGGAAAUAAUUACCAACGCGGUCAGGAUCGAGCAGGAGUUCCUCACGGAGGCCUUGCCAGUGAAGCUCAUCGGGAUGAACUGCACCUUAAUGAAGCAGUACAUUGAAUUUGUGGCCGACAGGCUUAUGAUGGAGCUGGGUUUUAACAAGAUUUUCAGAGUAGAAAAUCCAUUUGACUUCAUGGAAAAUAUUUCAUUAGAAGGGAAGACAAACUUCUUUGAGAAGCGGGUAGGCGAGUACCAGAGGAUGGGAGUGAUGUCGAAUUCAACAGAGAACUCUUUUACCUUGGAUGCUGACUUCUAAGUAAACUGACGGCGUGCUCUUGGCUGAUUUCUCUCCC